AUGUCUGCGAAGAUCGACAAGUGCCGUAAUCUCACUAUAUUUUUAAGAAUUUUUUCGAAAGAAAAGUACAAAGUGAAUGUUUCAGCCGACAUGAAAGUUUUUGAGCUGAAAGAUAUUUCUGAAGAGAAAACAGGACUGCCUCGACAACUUCAAAGACUGCGCUAUAUAGAUGAGUGCGACAUGCAGGACGAUGCAAAACUUUCAUUUUAUCAUCUUACUCCAAGUGCAGUGAUAAACGUGUGCUUUUGGCCAGAAUGGCGACCAUUAUUUCGAGCAGUUUUUAAAGGAGACUUGCAAGCUAUGCUUGAUUGUGGUGUCCCAAGACGUCAGCCAGUCAACACAGACGAGCGCGGACUAGACCGUAUUGAAUCUGAUGUUGCAAAUAAAGGAUCCGUUGCUCUUUUUCUUGCUUCUCACAGGGGCUGCAACAACAUCGUACAGGCCUUGUUAAAUGCAAAAUGUCGAGGAUUUGAUCCUCAGCCAUCAGGUCGAACACCGUUAUUGAUGGCCGCGAAAAGUUCGAAAUUUGAGACUGUUGAUCUUCUUUUAGGUCGUUCCAGCGGUACUUCACGAGCACGUUCUAAUCAAUAUGAUGCUGUCCGUGAAAGGACUUUAAAGUCCUUGAUUGGCUUGCUCGAAAAGAAAGGGGCAUGUAAGAAACUCUGUCUUAUGAUGAAUCAACCGCGAUCAAAGAAAUCGACGCAUGAAAGUCAACCAAAUGAACAUUCAUUAAUGCUGCAUCAAAUGUGUGAUUCUACAAAUCCAAUCUGGAGGAAAGGUUAG
Xenia sp. Carnegie-2017 is the source of this 783-nucleotide messenger RNA. Its product is annotated as ankyrin repeat domain-containing protein 60-like. The transcript has 4 exons. The coding region runs from base 1 to 783 and encodes 260 amino acids. The record is from RefSeq and is a predicted model, not a curated record. NCBI's taxonomy places the organism in Eukaryota, Metazoa, Cnidaria, Anthozoa, Malacalcyonacea, Xeniidae. Gene Ontology annotation, molecular function: protein binding.